Pararge aegeria (speckled wood butterfly) is the source of this 3095-nucleotide messenger RNA. It is a transcript of the gene Rab40, whose product is annotated as ras-related protein Rab-40C. Gene Ontology annotation, molecular function: GTPase activity; GTP binding. The coding region runs from base 608 to 1477 and encodes 289 amino acids. Gene Ontology annotation, cellular component: plasma membrane; endosome; synaptic vesicle. The transcript is spliced from 5 exons. The record is from RefSeq and is a predicted model, not a curated record. Lineage: Eukaryota; Metazoa; Arthropoda; Insecta; Lepidoptera; Nymphalidae. Gene Ontology annotation, biological process: intracellular signal transduction; protein localization to plasma membrane.
AGGUCCGAUUACACAGCUGUAAGUCUUCCACCAUCCAUUCCAGAGACAAAAGUUGUGAUCCAUUCAGCUCAAGGAACCAUUACGAUACCAACAUUUUAGAUGAGAUCGGUAUCAGUGUUUCUAGCCUCAAAUUUUUUUUAACAACAAUUUAUAAUAUUUUGAUUUGUCGUCUGUGGAUAUCAUUAUCCGUUCAAUUCCGUUCACAAUUUAUCACAGCAAUUUAUUAUUUUCUUUCAUCUCAAAAAAUAGUGUCAUACGGUAUCCAUUGAUCUAUUAAAUAUACCAUUAAUCAGACAAGCUUUCUUAACUUCCAUAUCAGCUGUAAGCAAUUAAGGCAUAAAGGGAUCUGAGAGUAUUCCGUCCGAAUGUAAAUAAAGUGACGACCUUGCGUAAACUACGUAUGUGUAUUAUUUGUUGGACUCGACAAACACUAAAUUUGCAGUGAAAUAACAAGACAAAGUGAUUAAAACCCCAUUUUUAUGUCGUUUUAUGCUUUCACUUGUAUAAGUUACAUGGCUAACGCAAGAAAUUAAUCAUUGGACGAUAUUAUGUAUACAUUUGCGUGGGGUAAAGACCACCUGAAAAUCAGGCGAGCUACUUUAGAACUAUGUUCGCCACCACAGGCAUGGUAGCAGCACCUCAGCAAGCGACUGGCCAGGUCGCACAGAAUGGGAGUACCACACUCCCUAGAUCACACCAUCAGAGAACAGGUAGGCCACCAGCAGCUCCCAAAUCCUAUGACUACCUUCUAAAAGUACUGCUUGUGGGUGACUCGGAUGUUGGUAAACAGGAGAUUUUGCAAGACCUAGAGGAUGGUUCAGCUGACUCCCCAUUCUGUAGCGGCAGUGCUUACAAAACAACAACAAUCCUCUUGGAUGGUAAAAGAGUGAAGCUGCAACUUUGGGACGCCUCUGGCCAGGGAAGAUUUUGCACAAUAAUACGCUCAUAUUCAAGAGGGGCGCAAGGAAUUCUGCUUGUGUAUGACAUUACAAAUAAGUGGUCUUUUGAUAGUAUUGACAGAUGGCUUGAGGAAGUGGAAAAGCAUACACCAGGAGUCCCAAAGGUUUUAGUUGGUAAUCGGCUGCACCUUGCAUUCAAACGACAAGUGCAAGAGAGAGACGCUGAAUUAUAUGCUGCAAAGAACCACAUGGCGUUCUUUGAAGUAAGCCCACUGUGUGAUUUUAAUAUACGUGAGAGCUUCUGCGAAUUGUCUCGAAUGGCGCUGCAUCGGAACGGUAUGGAAAGGCUGUGGAGAAGUAAUAAAGUCCUCAGUCUUCAAGAGCUAUGCUGUCGAGCGAUAGUGGCCCGCACGUCUGUGUACGGGUUGGAGAGGCUCCCCUUACCGACGACACUAAAGUCUCACCUCAAGUCCUACGCGAUUUCCGCGGCGCCAAGCAGGCAUCGCGCGCGGACUUCUAAACAUCCUCAUCACACACGGCUCAACUGCACCGGACGAAACUCUUGCAAUAUUGUUUAAAGUAUCUUUUUUUAAAUUAUAACUUUGAUAGCGUGAUAUAAAUCUUUCAAAAAUUUCCUAAAUGGCAAUCUACGUUAUAACUUUUAGUAUAUCCUCUUUGAUGCCGUGGAGUUGCCAAAUUUACGAAUAAAAUACAUAUUUUUAAGGUAACUCGAAAUGGUCCCUCGAGUCGGAUCAUUUAUGGUAUACAUGUCCGUUUUUUUAAACCACAUAUAAAAUUGACACCAAUGGCAUGUAUUUCUUAGCUAUUGAGAAAAAUGAAAUUGACGAACACUGAUUGUAAAAAACAUAAUUAUAUUGCCAAAAAAAUAUAUUUGGGUUGGUAUACUAUACCAAGCAUUACGAAUUUUUUCUCAGUACUCUGACAACAUUACACAAUAUACUGUUUAUAUCGUGAACCUUUAUACUCGCUUCAUAACAAAUGGUAACAUUUCACACUCAAUAAAUAAAAUAAACAGAUUUGUAUCAUGCUAAACAAAGUAAAACUUACCAACUGCCAUUGUAAUAUUAGAAUAAUAAACGCUGCAUGCUUUUCAGUUAUUCUGAUUACUUAUUUAGAGCCAAUACAAUAUGUAGCGAUGUCCAAAUUGAAUCCUAAACACAACACACAGGCUGUAACUGACAACGGAUUUGUGAUUAGAUUAAGCUUAGUGUAUAAGAUAUUUGUUACUUAAACGUAUGUAUUGUGAAUUUUGUGAAUAUAAGUGUUAUUUAAUUAUAACAAUAACAGUAUGUGAAUAUUUUGUAGCACGGCAACUAGGUAUUUGUCCUUUUUAAUCGUAUAGUAUAAUCGUUAUUGAUAUGGGUCGCACUAAACUUUUCGUUUGCACUGAACACGAGUAAAUUUGUGAUGAUAAAGUUAUAUGGACAUUAUCUCUACUUAAUAUUAUUAUAAUGUCGAAAGUAGCUGUUUGUCUGUCACCACGCCUAAACGACUGAACAGAUUUCGGUAAAAUUUGACAAGGAAAUCAAUUGCAUCAACGGGAAAGACUUUUGGACUUUUGACCUUUUGGCCAGUAAAAACAUUUUCCAUGUGAUAAAAAAGGGGCAUUAGUAAUUUACAACGGAAACGGUUUGAAAAGCCGUGAAACGCUUUUUCAGCGCGUAAUGUUUGUAAAAUAAUAAAUGGGAUUACAGAAUUAACGACUCUAAGAUAAGUUCAAUAUGAUCCAUUUUUCUUUAAAGUUGCAGUGUUUCGAUACUCGAAAUCGACUCCACGAUUGGCAAGGUGCAAAUGAUCAGAGCGAACUAGUAGUUAAGCGCGACUCAUACAUAAACCUCCGUAGUAACUGAACUAUAACAAGAAUUACUUAGUGUUGACUUACGUACGUAUUAUAAAUUCAAAUGUCGUUUGAAAGGUUUGCAGAGACUAUGAAUUCGGGUCUAUUUAGACAUAUCAGGGUCAAAUUUCUACACUCUCUUCACCUUAACGAAUUAAUAUGGAGCACUCUCUCUCCCUCUCUCUCUUGCCCAACUACAUAAAGGUAAACCAUCACUGUGAUUGGUCAGAGGAUGAGAGAGAGAGGACCAAAUAGCAAAACAUGUAAAUUCUAUUUACAUUCCGUAGUACAAAAAAAAAUCUAAAUUACUUGAUUAUCUUGAAAUAAUUAUUAUAAAA